AUGGUGCGGCUUUUCACGAAGCUUAUCGCAUGCCUUGCUGUACAGACCGCAGGCGCAUACGUCCAUCCGAGCAUGGUAACUAUCACGAAUGACAUAAGAAGGCAUCAAGAAGCGCCAGUACCGACGCCUCCUAUACAAGGACUGGAUAGGCGCCAAACAGAUGGUGCUGGCCGGACGUAUACUCGAACCAUUGCCCCUGACUCUGUCUGUGGCUACCUUUCAGCCUCGCCUGGCAACGACAUUGUCUGCGAAAACGGCGAGCGCUGCAACUGGGUCAAAGCAAACGGGCUCAAUGCCGUCUUCUGUGGCAUCAGCAAGAAUGUAACUGCCAAAAUUAAAUGCUACGAGCGCGACGCGAUGGCAGCCGACCCUGGGCUAUGUAAUGACGUUUGCCAAAGCAAUAAGUUCAACCUGCAAUGCACCGAUGGAGCAGCACCAUACUGUCGUACAUACGCUUAUCCAGAAGGCAUACGCGACUACAGAUGUGCCUCGACGCCCGUAACCGUGGCACAAAGUGCCGACUUUACCUAUGAAGGACAGGUAGGCCGUUCUUUUGAGACGACAGUCGUCUCCAAUAUUGCAAGGACGACCGAGGAAUCACAGAGCGAUUCGACUCCCGUGACAGCCUCCUCAAGAACAGGAACAACACCAAUCUCCACUUCGGAUUCCUUAAAUUCGUCAAACGAGUCGAAAGGAAGUAGUGUGCCCGUUGGUGCGAUAGUUGGUGGUGUAGUCGGAGGCGUUGCCUUGAUCGCUCUCGUCGCUGUCGCCAUUUUCUUCUUUCGUAAAAGAUCCACGCGGAAACGAAACUCGCCGGCAGAGAAUAUUGACGGCGGCUAUCCUUCGGUUCAACAAGUCUAUCCCGAGCCUGACCGACAGGUGUACCCACUACCAUCACCACGUAGCGAACUGUACGGCUCAAAAAGCGGCAUGAUUUCGCCCGUCCAGUCCACAGACUAUGGACGGCCCGAUUCUUCGGCUUAUGACGGUCAGACAGUCAGUGAUAUGCACAGGCCGUACUCGCCGGAAGCCCAUUCUUCAUUCCAACAACCAGUGGCUUACGAGAUGGACCAAGGAAACAGCCACAAUAGGGGACAGGUGCAUGAGAUGGGCUGA
Molecule: messenger RNA, 1116 nt
Organism: Verticillium nonalfalfae
Lineage: Eukaryota; Fungi; Ascomycota; Sordariomycetes; Glomerellales; Plectosphaerellaceae
Exons: 2
Coding region: 1-1116 (371 amino acids)
Source: RefSeq, a predicted model, not a curated record